AUGCCGGUAUCCGCACAGAUACCUUCCUCAGCUUCAUUGACCAUCGGCGUGCCAUCUCGGCUCUAUUUCAAACCCACAAAAGACCGGCCGCUCGCUGGUGUGCGCAUUGGAGUGAAGGACAUCUAUGCACUCGCCGGUGUCAAGCAAUCAAAUGGCAACCGCGCUUGGUAUGGCCUCUAUCCACCUGCGGAGAGGACAGCCACUGCGAUGCAAAACCUGAUCGACGCCGGUGCUAUCAUAGUAGGCCUCCAGAAACCAUCGCAGUUUGCCAAUGGCGAGACACCCACCGCUGAUUGGGUCGAUUAUCAUGCACCGUUUAAUCCUCGUGGUGAUGGUUAUCAGGACACAGCGUCUUCAUCCGCAGGGGCUGGCGCAUCUGUAGCCUCGUACGAGUGGCUCGACACUGCCGUCGGUAGCGACACAGGUGGAUCUAUUCGAGGUCCCGCUGGUGUUCAGGGUCUAUUCGGCAACCGUCCUUCUCAUGGACUUGUAAGCCUUGACAGUGUCAUGCCUUUAUCACCAAGGCUGGACACCGCUGGUUUGUCGGUCCGCGACCCUUACCUAUGGGACGUUGCUAACGCAGCCUUGUAUGGAGACAACUAUACCUCUUUUGGCGAUAACAAACCGAAAUAUCCCAGAAAGCUAUAUGUCCUUGACUUCCCCAAAACAAAUAGCUUGGCAGCACAGAUUCAGAGGAAGUUUGCCACCAGCCUAGCGUCCUUUCUCAAUACUACUGUCACGGUUCUCGAACUGGAUGAGGAAUGGCAAACCUCUGGCCCGGCAGAGGUAAAUGGCGCCAGCAUUACUCAGCUCCUGAAUCUCACUUACACCGCAAUGAUCACCAAAGAUCAGACUCGACUUCUUCGUGGUCCCUUCUUCAGCGAUUAUACAGCCGCCCAUAAUGGACGUCUUCCCUUUGUGGAUCCGGUCGUGCAGGCUCGCUGGUCAUGGGGAGACGCUCAACCAGAAAGUUUAGUCACCGAGGCGAUCGCCAACAAAACGCUGUUCAUGAAUUGGUUCAACGAAAAGAUUCUCCCUCCAGACCCUGACCCCCUCACCUGCUCCUCUGCUAUCCUUCUCCAUACAGAUAGCACAGGUUAUCUGUCUGCUCGCAACCGGUAUCUAAGCCCACCUGCUUUGCCCUUCGGCUUCUCAAACAGCGAAAUUUCGGUUUUCACGGAAGCUCCUAAUAGCGUCUUCCCGGUCGGCCAAGUGGCGUCCUUCAGUUCUAUAACUAACCAUACCGAAUACCUUCCGGUAACGGUUGAUGUUAUGGCAACUAAGGGUUGUGACGGAUUGAUCACAAAGCUAGCUCAGGAUCUUGUUGUUGCGGGAGUCAUGACCAUUCCCAAAGUCGGAUCAGGGCUUGACGGAGGGGAAAUUUUGUUGUGA
This is a messenger RNA of Penicillium egyptiacum, 1392 nucleotides long. Lineage: Eukaryota; Fungi; Ascomycota; Eurotiomycetes; Eurotiales; Aspergillaceae. The record is from the annotation of a GenBank genome assembly.